Messenger RNA from Xiphias gladius (swordfish), 2394 nucleotides. RefSeq names its product chromosome 24 C6orf47 homolog (gene c24h6orf47). Lineage: Eukaryota; Metazoa; Chordata; Actinopteri; Istiophoriformes; Xiphiidae. The coding region runs from base 798 to 1823 and encodes 341 amino acids. The record is from RefSeq and is a predicted model, not a curated record. The transcript is spliced from 3 exons.
GUGUGAAAAGGGACAAAUCCCGGUACAACGUGAACUGAAGCUGGUCAACCAUUGUUUUAUUUUGAAGGUUGAAACCGAACCGGUAGUCUGUCUAAUUAGGUAAACGUUUCAGUCGACCUCGCAGGCAAACCCUUCCCUUGUGUUUUUCCGGGGUUGCAGUAUCGUUAAGGGUACCUGUCGUACGUUACCUUUAGCUGGAGGCUGAUUUUAACACUCCAAACGCAAAAGAUAAACACCUUAGUGUUUACGAGACAUAACACCCAGAAGUUGAGGAAGUCGGUCUCUGUGUCGAGCUAUUUGACGUUAACACGGAGGGCUAGCUACGGCUGAACUAGCUACGAACUCUAGCUAGCAUCGCCGAAGGUAUGAUGGCUGAAGAAGUUUGUUUCGGGAGACAAAAGUUUGACAACUUUGUGAAGCAAUAACGUUAAUGUUAGUUAGCUGACGUUGAGUUCAAGGCUUGGUCAACCGAACUGAUUGACUUGUAGCUAGCCGGUGCUAACUUGUUUAUUGAGCAUUCCUAAAUGUAAUGUUAUCGAAAGCAGCACUGGCAGUUUCAGAGGUUGCCAGGUUUAACCAAAGACAUGUAGACAAGAAGUUUGGCUUAGAAAUGCUUUACUGCCAUUAAGGGUAUUGUAAGUAAUGCAAGGGGGUCACCCCUUUUCUCUGAACUUCUCAAACACACCAACUGGUGUGUCUGUCGCUGGAGGACGUGAUUGUGCCCUGUCCUGAAAUCUUUGUGAAAGAGUAUUACAACUUCACAACUGCACUGGCAGUACAUACAUGCUUUCCCCCAUAUGCUCACAGAGCUGCCCAGCCAACCGAGGCAAAAAGAGCUGAGAACCAACAGUCUGCCAACAAUAAUACAACUCCAACAAGCUCAGCGAGAAAGAAUGACAGCUGUGGUAGGCAGAGCAUUGGGGUGGGUGCGCACAUGGGGCAGCAGUGCCAUGUCAGAGAAUACCACAGUGGUUGUAGCCAAAGACCAGAAGCAUGGCUGUGGCAGCCAGAGUCUCAGUGGGUGGACCUCUUGGAUCUGGGGAGGGUGGAGACGUCAAAGUGAACAAAGUAUUCCAGUAGACGAGUACUGGGAGGCGCAGGAGAAGCCCAUGGAGGUUGAAAAUCUCUGCAUAGGGAAACAGGAGACUGUGGUAGAUUCCGAACAGGUUACUAGAUGGUGGAAUAAAUAUCUCCCAACUUCCUACAUUUUGUGGCCAGGAAAAACCGAGCCAAGCAGACUAACACAAAAGAAACAUGAUGGUCAGAGUGGAGAUGUGUGGGACCAUGAAAUUGAUGGGGACUUUUCUGACUACAGAACACCACCUCCGUCACCUAUACCUCCUUCCUCUCAGCUGACAUCUCCUUUCCGAUUCUUUGCGCACAGCUGGAAAGUGGAAAUCUUACCAGAGCACUACGAGAUCUGUUUCAACUUCCUCCGCCACUUGUUUGAUCUGUUUGUCGUUGGCUUCCUGUGGACUGUGUCCCCUCCUGCCAAGCUGAUCCUGGAGGUGUUGGGGGUCCAGGGAGCACUGAGGCUGUGGUUUCAUGGUAUGGCUAUGUUUUUUGUUUCCACAGUUGGAAUGGCAGGAUUACUCUGGUUGAUCCAGGAGUACCUCCUGCAGUUCGCUUUGAUCUAUGGCAUCAUACAGGCAUUAGUGAUCUCUGUUAGUGUUCGACAGCAUAUGAUAAUCGGCGUGGAGGAAGACAAAGAAGAAAAGGAUGAGGAGGGAAAUGAGACUGAUAAAAUGACAAACAUUAGGGAACAUAAAGAAAAACUUGUCUGUAAAGGACAAGGUGAAGACAAGUUAAACUUCAGAUGCUGAGAAGUUUCUGUCUGUUCAGCUGUAUCAGACCUCAUCCAGAUGUUAGAUAUCACAAUGUUGGGAUUACACAGAGAGACUUUCACUUCACCACUGUGUUCUGCAGUGUGACUUGAUUGUAUUGCACAUUGAUUACAAACUCAUAGAAGUUGUACUCAUAUGACUUUAGGUUCAACAAUAUUGAUCUGCAUUUUAUACUGUAGGUAUCUGUCCUCAUUUGAUCUUAAUGUCCUCACCAGAAUGUUGACAUUGAUAGCCAUACAAAGUUUAAUAUCAAAAAGUAUUUACCACUAUCAUUUGGGUCAGACAUUAUAUGGUCGGUGAAUGUUCAGGAAACGUGUGUUUAAAUCGAAACAAGGGAGAGAUUCCCAGUAUUUGGGGAAUACUGCAUUUUAUGCCAUUUACAUCUUAUUGUGCUGUGGGGGCUUUCAGAGUGAGAAGAUAAUCUAAUUUGAACUCAAGACAACCAAAUACACAACCUGAUUCAGUAGAAAUUUUAGGCAUCACUACAAGGAGGAAAGAAAUGCAAACCCAUAUAAACCACUACAUUAAUAAAAACUAAAAAAAAAAAAAA